CGAGACUCGUUGGCUGUCCGUCGCUGUGUAUUUGCUGCUGGAACAACAAACUGGGACAAGGCAACAUGCUGUCCAUCUUUACACUCCGGUUCUGCACGAUUUUGUUUAUUAUCCAAUGGAGCCGAGCCGUUCCAGUUUCAGAGACGAGCGACCUGGCCGAAUUGCGGGAUAGCGUUUCCAAGCUGUGGAAAGCCCUCAGGGAAUUGGAAUCUGAAGUUCGUGAAAGUUUCGACAUUCACGCCGCUAUAGAAAAUCACGAACACCAGGUACAUCAUCUGGGUCACGAGGAUAAUGGCCACGAGAUCCACCAUUCCGAACGGCAUCUGAAGCAUCUCGAGCAAGUCCACGGGCGAACGGUAGCUGGGCCAGCCGGCAUUGAGCCCCAUAAACCACACACUCCCGACGAAAAGGAAGUCCUUCGCCACGAACACGAGUUCCAUCACGCCAACGCAAGUUUCGAAACGGAGGAAGAACACAAAGCCCAUCACGAUGAAAAGAUGUUGAAGCAUUUGGAGCUGGACCACGGCCACGGAGAGCAUAACGGCAUCCACCACGGCAAAAUGAAUAAGGAGAUUGAGCAUGAAAUUGACGUUCAUUUCAUGUUGAGGAAUCACGACGGUCACGCUGCGCAUCACAACGAAAAUCUGCUUAAACAUCUGGAAGAUGACGACGGACAUGGACCAGCAGCAGAUCGGCCCAAGCCAGUAACGACGCCCAAACCACCCAGGGGCUCCAAGACUUAUCAAGCAGUUUGCGAAAUGAAGCCGAAUAAGGCCCUGCAGAGGACUAAACACAACAUCGUUGGCAAAGUCGCUUUCACUCAGACGACGGGUGGCCCUCUAAACGUUCACGUCAAUCUAAGGGGAUUGCGUACAAACGGGAAAAGUCUGCACGGAUUGCACGUUCACGAGCUCGUCCCAGAUGAGGAUGGCAAUUGCAACCAAGCUGGAGGACACUUCAACCCAACUAGCUCUGUUCACGGAGGACCAAAGUCUCGUACAAGGCACGUUGGAGAUUUCGGGAACGUGGAAGCUAUUGAAAACCAAGGUAUUAACGCGAUGUUUACCGAUUCUCUCGCGACGCUGAUGACUGGACCUAAUUCCAUUCUACACCGAACCCUUGUGAUCAAAGAGAAGGAGGAUGAUUUGGGACAAAAUCGUGAUACAGAGAGUCUAGCCAAUGGCAAUACUGGCCGUCGUUUGGCUUGUUGCAUCAUUCGAGCUGUUUGAGGAAGAUUACUGAAUUAAGGUGAAUUACAAAUUAUUUCUACCUAAUGGGAAACGGAGAAAUUUGAGUUCACAUUCGCUACUUAAUUAGUGGCCUUUAAUGCUUCUUCACGCCAUUGCUGAUCGGCAUCUUGUCUCCUUCACAGCACCUUUAGGGUCGAAAUAUUUCUAAAAAUUUUGAGUUUAAAUACAAAGUUAAAUGUUUAA
Molecule: messenger RNA, 1433 nt
Organism: Daphnia pulex (common water flea)
Lineage: Eukaryota; Metazoa; Arthropoda; Branchiopoda; Diplostraca; Daphniidae
Exons: 8
Coding region: 66-1229 (387 amino acids)
Biological process (GO): removal of superoxide radicals
Molecular function (GO): superoxide dismutase activity; copper ion binding
Source: RefSeq, a predicted model, not a curated record